ACAGGAAAAAGGGAACACCUACCCCUAAGCUUACACCUGACUGGCUGGUCUUGGCGCGUCACUGCCAGCUGAGGGCAGAGCUCUAUCCCGCAGCUCUCCUCCGAGAUGGCGGCACUGUCAGUGUGUGGCGUUACCAGAAGAGGUCUCACGUGGAUCGUCUUAGGGGCACCCCGCAGAGCAUUUUGGUCUCGAUUCAGAAAAGAGAAAAAGCCAGUGGUGGCUGAGACAGUAGAAGAGGUGAAGAAAGAGCCUGUUAUGGUGUGUCCACCCUUACGAAGCCGAACAUACAUACCACCUGAAGAUCUCCAGAGUCGUGUGGAAUCUUGUGUCAAAGAAGUUUUUGGCUCAUCUGUUCCUAGCAAUUGGCAGGAUGUGUCCCUGGAAGAUGGUCAUCUGAAAUUUGGUUUGUUGGCACGUUUAGCUGAUGACUUGGGCCAUGCAGUGCCCAACUCCAGGCUUCACCAGAUGUGUAGGGUCAGAGAUGUUCUUGAUUUCUAUAAUGUGCCUAUCUAUGAUAGAUCUAAAUUUGAUGAACUUAUUGCCAGUAAUCUGCCUCCCAAUUUAAAAAUCACUUGGGGUUACUGAGCAGUUCAGAAGAGGAAAUGUUGAAAUCAUUUGUCCUGAGCAAGGGGUUGGUUAUUAGAUUUGAUACUUUACCAUGUAAAAUGAUCAGAACUGUUCUCUAAACCCACUUUUUCUGUGGAAGAAUUAACAGCAGGAUUUUCUUUUUUCACAUUUGUUGAAAUUUUGUUGUUUUUUUAAUGGAAUCAGAUCAUUAAUCAUGUAUGAAAAUUUCCUUCUCUGGAGGACACAGUAAUUAAACUUGUUCUUUAGAUAUGAGGCUAUUAUAUGUUCAGACGUGACCUUUAUUCUUCAUAGGCAUAAAAUAAUAGAUGUGAAAACAUGUUUUAAUCCUGUUAGGGCUCUUAAAUCUAAGGUGGUAUUAUGUAUAGUACAAAUACAAAUAGGAAACUUGGAUAAAAGAAAUGUAAAAAUCUAUGUUGUUUAUUAUAGCAAGUUGUUUCUUUCACUGCUUUUCUACACAAGUAGAAAUAGUAGAAAAUGAUAGUGUUCAUUCUAGAUUAAUAUCUUUUGGAAUUAAAGUACAUUUUUUGAAGAGUGUUGUGUGUUCUUGAUGUUUUUAAAGGUGAAAUUUGCUUCUCUGCCCUGUCAUUUCCUUAAGUAUUAUAAAUGAAAAAAAUUAGAGUAUAUGCCAACUGUGAAGUGCUGUGACUUUCUUUAAAUAAGAGAUAUGCCAGAUUCUAUGUCUAAGUGAAUACUCUCUUUAAAGGAGAUGAUUAUUUCAACCUUUUAUCUUUUCUGUCACUUUUUUUUGAGAGAGAGAGAGGGAGCAUGCACUCGAGUGGGGCAGGGGACGGGGUGCAGAGGAAGAGAGAGAGAAAAUCUUAAGCAGGCUUCACACUCAGCGUGGAGCCAUGAUGCAGGGCUCAAUCUCAUGAUCUGAGCUGAAAUCAGGAGUUGGCCACUUAACUGAGUAACUCAGGCACCCCCUUUUCUGUAACUUUAAAAGUGGUUUUGAAUACCUAUGGAUGUCCACUAGGGUGGUAUUUGUAGACUUUGGUGUAGAUACUCAAUUUGUGGGAAUUACUCAAAUAGCUAGUUACCAGAUAGUUCUGAACUACAGAUGUUAAAUGAAGAAGUGAUUAAAUUAGGAAUUAUUUUUGUUUAGACUUUAGAUAUGGCUAGAGAGUAGUAAGACAGAGAAGGAAUUUCGUGUAUAUUAUCCUGACUAUUUAAUAGUUCUGGAAGAAAAGUGAUAGUUUUUAUACAAAGGAAAUUGCAUGUAUUCUCUUUUCCAGGGUGACUACUUUGAAGAGGGCAAAAAUCAGGUGGGUGUAUAAAUUCUGGCAUAUUAAUAAAAUCGGUUACAUUGUAGUUGUACCCUAUAAAUGUCAUCAGCAGACAAUCAGAUUUUUAAUAAUCUGUACAUUAAAGAUCUUAAGUUUCUGAAGUCCUGGAGCUUAAAUAUCAGGGCUGAUACAUUCCUUCUAUGUGAGAAGGUUUCAGUAUGGAAAUAGUUGAAUUUAACUUACAGGAUUUGAUUAUCUCAUUUCCCACACAACUUUUACUUCUGAUCUGGAAACACAGAAAAAUGUGCAAAGGGCAUGAUGGAAGUAAUAGAUGCUAAAGGGAAUGUGGAAAAACACUUGGUUUCACCUGGAGAACUGCAAAACCAGGCUUCAUAUGGGUGUAAAGGCAGAAGAAAUUACUUCUUUGUAACCUGGAGCAGUGUUUCUCAAAAUUUAAUGCACAUAUGAAUUACUUGGAGAUCUUUUUAAAAUGCAGAUUCUGAUUACAUAGGUCAAGAGUGGGUCCUGAACUUCUGUAUGUCGAAAAAGCUCCUAGGCAAUGCUGUUCAUGUUUUGAGUAACAGGGCCCUAGACCCUAGUAUUAAAGUGGGAAAGUACCAUCCCUGAAGCAGCGGUCCUGGAAAGUUGAGCUAGUGGACAAGAUAAACUGCACAUCCAUCAAUAACUAGAAGGUGUCACUGUUUGACAGUCCAAUACAAUAAAUCUAUCAGAAUAAUGAGCUUUAGUUUUCCUGAAAAGGUUACAUUGGGUUUGCUAACUUGUUUACUGAGGUAACCAAGCAUGGUGUAAUUAUAAAUGGUUUACAUUUAAAAAAAUUAGUGAUUGCUGUAUAAAAGAGUUCUCAAUUAUUGUUAGCUGGGCCUUUGAACUCAGUAAAUAUACUUACAUAAAACCUGGUAAUAAAAUAUUCAGGGUUGGGGCGCCUGGGUGGCUCAGUAAGCGACUGCCUUCAGCUCAGGUCAUGAUCCCAGGGUCCUGGGAUCGAGUCCCGCAUCGGGUUCCCUGCUCUGCGGGGAGCCUGCUUCUCCCUCUCCCACUCCCCCUGCUUGUGUUCCCUCUCUCGCUGUGUCUCUCUCUGUCAAAUAAAUAAAUAAAAUCUUUAAAUAAAAAUAAAAUAUUCAGGGUUAAUAGAAAUAGAUUUGCAGAGACAGUAUGUAUUUUAAGCCACAUAAAUAGACUUCUUUUUUAUUUUAACAUCAUUUUUCUGAUUAUAAAAGCACAUUUUUAAAAAUUUGGGAAAGACAACAAAUACCAUUUUUGUCUUACUACUCAGAUAAUCACUAAACAGACUGGCGUAUUUCCAAAUGAAAAGAAACUUUUUUCCUGUAUUUUAAAAUUUACUGUCAUAUUGUCCUGUUCCCUUCACUCUGUGAGUGUUUCUACUUAUUUUAAGGUAGUCUUGGGGCACCUGGGUGGCUCAGUUGUUAAGCGUCUGCCAGCUCAGGUCGUGAUCCCAGAGUCCUGGGAUCGAGCUCCGCAUCGGGCUCCCUGCUCAGUGGGUAGCCUGCCUCUCCCUCUCCCACUCGCCCUGCUUGUGUUCCCUUUCUCGCUGUGUGUCUCUCUCUGUCAAAUAAAUAAAAUCUUUAAGAUAGUCUUAAGAGUAACAAAUUUGACUAAUAACAUACUCCAUAACUGGAUGUUAGGUACAGUAGUCCCUUCUUAACCAUGGGGGGGGAUACAUUUCAAGGUCCCCAGUGGAUGCCUGAAACCCUGGAUAGUAUUGAACCCUAUAUAUGCUAUAUUUUUUCCUAUACAUUCAGACCUAUGAUAGUUUAGGCACAGUAAGAAAUUAACAAUAACUAAUAGUAAAUAGAACCAUUUUAACAAUAUGCUGUAAUGAAAGUUAUGUGAAGGUGAUCUUUCAAAAUAUUGUAUUAUAUUCACCCUUCUUAUGAUGAUGUGAGAUGAUAAAAUGCCUAUUUGUGAUGAGAUGAAGUGCGGUGAAUAACGUGAUGUAGAAUUAGGCUGCUGUUGACCUGAUUUACAUCAGAAGGAGGGUUGUCUGCUUCCUAAUGGGGGUUGACCACAGGUAACUCAAACUGGAAAGUGAAAUUAAGGGUGGGGAGGACCACUGUAAUUUUUCAACCAAUAUGCUAUUACUCGCUUCGGCAGCACAUAUACUAAAAUUGGAUAUUUAAGUUAUUGCCAGUUUUUUCCUUUUAUUUGUUAAAAUCUGGCUUUUUUAGUUCUUUGAGUAUUGGUCUGCCAUAAAACUCAUCAGAAGUGGAAGUCGUUCCACUGUAAAUUUCUUGACCUUGAACCUAGGAAUGGGCAACUUGGUCCUGCUUCUUUGUUUUUUCGUUUUGUAAAUACUAAUCUCAAGUCAGACUUUUGGCAAUAUUUUUUUUAAGCAAGCUCUACACCCAAGGUGGGGCUUGAACUCAUGACCCUAAGAUUAAGAUUCAUAUGCUCUCCUGACUGAGGCAGCCAGACACCCCUGUCCUACUUCUUUGAUUUGUAAUCCCACUAGCAUGUGUUCUGUGUAUCCUAGAGGAUUAAAUGACAGGUAGCUUGAACUCAGUCAUACCUGCACACAUGAACUUAAUCUUAUCUGCAGUUAUUUUUCUAUCUUAUUUUUGCUAGGUUAUUUCACAGUGCAAAAGUCCUAAAAUUUUUACGUGAAUGAUUUCUAAGUUCAAAAGUAGUCUCAACUUCUGAGUCAGCAGAAUUCCAAUGUUGGUUGUACAGUAGCAAACUCAGGAAAUUAUUAAAUUCAAAAUAUUUAACACUGAUGUAACACUAAUCAUACAUUGUUCAUAUUCAAAUUUCACUGAUGUCCGAGAAAUGACCUUCAUAGUAAUUUCACCCCCUGAUGCAGGAUGGAAUCUUGGUUCAUGCUUUGCAUUUUUGUUCUCACCUUUACUUAAUCUCCUUUACUUUGAAACAGUUCUUCAUUAAAUUGUAUUUUACAAGGAAUUUAUUCAUUUCAUCUAAGUUGAUGAAUUAGUUGGCAUACAAUUGUUCAUAAUCUUUUAUUUUUCUUUUAAUGUCUAUUGGAUCUGCAAUGAUAAUCCCUGUUUCAUUUUGGGUAUUUGUUAUUUUAUUCUUUUUAUUUGAUCAGUCUGGCUUGUAGUUUAUCAAUUUUGCCGGUCUUCUCAAAGAACCAAAUUUGUCUUUGUUAAUUUCUUUCUAUUGUUUAUUUUCUAUUUCAUGGAUAAUAUAUUUUUCUUAUUUCCUUCCUUCUACUUACUUUGGGUUUACUUUCCUCUUUUUUUUUUUUUUUUCCUAGCUUCUUAAGGUAAAGACUUGGGCCAUUGAUUUUAGAUGCUUUUCCAAUAUAAGUCACUAAAAUUAUAAAUUUCCCUUUUUUAGCUUUAGCUUCAUCCUACAAAUAUUUUCAUUUUGUACUUCCAUUAUCACUCAGUUUAAAAUAUUUUCUAAUUUCUGAUGUGAUUUCUUCCUUGAUCCAUGGAUUAUUAGAAGUGUGUUUGAUUUUAAAUAUUUGGGCAUAAAUAAGGAAUAAGAUAUUCUACAUAUUUUAUUCAAUUCUAAUUUAAUUCCAUUAUGGUCAGAGAACAUACUCUGAUUUCAGCAUUUUUGCAUUAUUAAGAUUAACUUUAUGUCGCAGUUUAUGGCUUAUCUUGUUGAAUAUACCAUGUGUGCUUGAAGUUGUUGGGUUUAAUGUUCUAUAAAUAGCAAUUAGGUGAAGGUCAUUGAUAGUGUUGUUUAAAUUUAUGUCUUUACUGUUUUCGGCAAGUUAUUCUAUCAGUUGCUGAGACAGGAAUGUUAAAAUCUUAACCAUGACUAUGGAAUUAUUUAUUUCUCUCUUUAAUUCUGUCAAAUUUUGCUCCAUAUAUUUUGAAAUCCAUUAUUAGGAUUUAUGAUUUUUAUGAACUUGUCAUUAUUUUUUUAUUUCUGUUAAUACUCUUGAUAUUGAAAUGUAAUUCAUCUGAUAUUAAUAAAGCCACUUUGGGUUCCUUAUG
Mirounga angustirostris (Northern elephant seal) is the source of this 5755-nucleotide messenger RNA. RefSeq names its product mitochondrial ribosomal protein L50 (gene MRPL50). Gene Ontology annotation, cellular component: mitochondrion; mitochondrial large ribosomal subunit. The record is from RefSeq and is a predicted model, not a curated record. The transcript is spliced from 2 exons. The coding region runs from base 106 to 585 and encodes 159 amino acids. Lineage: Eukaryota; Metazoa; Chordata; Mammalia; Carnivora; Phocidae.